Striga hermonthica is the source of this 1875-nucleotide messenger RNA. The record is from the annotation of a GenBank genome assembly. Lineage: Eukaryota; Viridiplantae; Streptophyta; Magnoliopsida; Lamiales; Orobanchaceae.
AUGCAGGCUGAUCAGACAGUGUUGAGCUUGAGACCAGGUGGCGGCGCCCGCGGCGGUAGAGUGACCGGCCUUCGAUUUGAUUCUACGGCGGCGGCGGCGAAUUCCGAGCUCCCCCGACUGCCUCCUCAUGGCGGUGCCGCUGCAUCUUCGCUCCCCUCUUUCAAGACUGGAGAGUCUAGGUUUGAUGGCCAUGAACGUAUCUGCUAUUCUCGAGACCAGCUAAUGCAGUUAAGGGAGGCUGUUAGCAUCCCUGACGAUAUUCGUAAAGUGAAACAAGAAGUUGAAGUUGAAUUUUUUGGUUCAGAUCCUAGCUGGAGCCGUGGAGACAAUAAUCCCCCGACUCAAUCCCAGAGUCGUUAUACUGAACCGGACAACCGUGACUGGCGUAAUCGAUCGGCACAAUUUCCUUCCCCGACAGAGGAGAGGUCAUGGGAGGCAAUAAGGGACAGAGACUUUGGUGGGCGAUUUGAUCCUAGGCAACAGGAUGCAAAUCAAUUCAAUAAGCAAGACCAAUUCAACUCUGAGUUUUCAAGAGCUCAAAUCUCGUCCAGCCUAGGGGCGGGAAAUGCUGCUCUAAUCAAAGCUGAUGUACCAUGGUCCGCUCGAAGGGCGACUCUGUCCGACGAGGACCGUAUUUUAAAAACAGUAAAGGGCAUACUGAAUAAGCUUACUCCUGAGAAAUUUGAUGUUCUAAAGGGCCAAUUGAUCGACUCUGGAAUAACAUCGGCAGAUAUUCUGAAGGAACUAUUGGGACAAGACACUAAGAUCUGCCCCGCCGAAGAAAACGUCGAGGCCAUCUGCCAAUUCUUCGUCACCAUCGGCAAACAGCUCGACGAGAACCAAAAAUCCAAACGUAUCAAUGACAUUUACUUCAACCGUUUGAGAGAUUUGUCGACAAACCCUCAACUCGUCGCCCGGUUGAGGUUCAUGGUCCGAGAUGUCCUCGACCUUCGCUCCAAUAAUUGGGUCCCGAGACGUGAGGAGGUGAAAGCUAAAACCAUUACUGAGAUUCACUCGGAGGCUGAGAAGAAUCUCGGUCUACGCCCUGGUGCUACAGCUGUCAUCCGCAACAGCCGGGCCAUCUCCUCCGGUGGGCCGGGCAACUUUAGCCCUGGUGGCUUCCCGAUGAACCGAGCUGGCCUGGGUGGCAUGAUGCCCGGCAUGCCCGGGACCCGAAAGAUGCCCGGGAUGCCCAGCUUGGACAAUGACAACUGGGAAAUCCCCCGCUCUCGAUCCAUGCCCAGACCUCCGGCCGCCAACUCCCAGACCUCUGGCCAGAUUCAGUCACCGCUCGUCGACAAGUCCUCCAGCAGCUUCUUGGCUGGUGCCGGUGGCCCACUGGCCGGCCCAUUUAGACCGGCAGCUCCGGUGGCUGCAAAGUCGAACCCCGACGAGCUCAAGAAGAAAACGGUCUCGCUUCUCGAGGAGUAUUUUAGUGUGAUGCUUCUAGACGAAGCCUUGCAAUGUGUCGAAGAACUCAAGUCCCCGGCCUACCAUCCGGAAGUUGUCAAGGAGGCAAUAUCCAUUGGGCUGGAGAAAAGCCCGCCAUGUGUCGAGCAAGUGGCGAAGCUCAUCAAGUAUUUGCUCGAGAAGAAGGUGAUUAACCCGAGUGAUGUUGCUUAUGGAUGCCAGCUGUAUGCAGCCUCGCUCGAAGACAUUGCAAUUGAUUUGCCGAAAGCGCCGGGCAAUUUUGGCGAGAUUGUUGGGAACCUGGUUUUGGGUGGAGGAGGAUUGGAUUUUAAGGAUAUGGGGGAUAUUUUGGGGAAAGUGGGUGGUGAUUAUUCUCGGAAGGCGAUAUUUGAUGCGGCUGUUAAGAUUGUCGGCUCGGGACCUGUUGGGAAUGAGCUGCUCGACUUGCAGGCGAGCCUGUUUUAG